AUGAAACAACUUAAAAUUUAGGCAAAAAUGAGUUAUCAUGAUCAUUUAAAAUAAAGAUCUCAUUUCAGAUCAUAUACAUUACAAUCUGAAUAAGACUCAAUUUUAGAAAAGUUAAAUACUUCAACUGUUAAAAUAUUUAAUGAUAUGUAAUAAGUAAAAUCGAAGGUUGUAGAGAUGGAUUCUGAUUUUCAGAUAAGAUAGAAAUCUUAUGAAAUAGAAAAACAAAAAAAAAUUUUACAAAUGAAAGAGGAAUAAAUGAAGAAUGAAUAACUAUAAAGUAAAGGUAAACCAAAAAUUAACAAGACUCAAUAAAUCUAGGAUAUGAUUAAUAAUUAUAUGGAAGCAUCAAAAAAUAGCAAAUUUGGUGAUUUAUUACUAAAUAAAGAAAAGAAUGUAUAAUAAGAAUUAACUUCAAAUAUGAAACAUGAUAAUAUGAGUAAUUAUGAAAAUAAUGAUCCAGCAAGAAUAGCUACAUAGACAUUAGAAAGUACUAAAAUGUAUAAUGAAUAAAGUAUUACCAGAAAAUCGAAUUCCUACAUUCCAAUUCAUGAAAGAGUUAAAUUUAUUAUAUAAACAAAAAAUGACAAAAUUUAAGAAUAGAUAUAAUAAUAAUAAUAAGAAAUAGAAGAAUAUUAUUCAAGUAUACCCUUUUAACCUUUAAGUACAAAAUCAUAAAAUAUUAAAUUUACACCAUAAUAUACUGAUGCAUUUGUAAAUAAUUAAUUGAAAUGGAAUCAAUAAAGAGAUAAAUGGAUUUAUGAAUAAUAAUUGAAAAAAGAAAAUGAUACACCAAAAUAUACUUAUAGACCUUCAAUAAGUCCAUGGCCUGUCAAAUAGUCAAGUGUUUAGAGGAAACAUUCGAAAUCAAUUAAUUAAUCCUUCUUUCUAUCAACUGCUAAUAAAACAGAAGCUUCACCUAAAAAAAAUGAAAAGACAUCAUUUGUUUUCCAAACUGAUUUAAGGAUAGCAAAAAGAAAGGAAAAAGAAUAAUAGAAAUUUAAAAAGUGA
Paramecium primaurelia is the source of this 1008-nucleotide messenger RNA. The record is from the annotation of a GenBank genome assembly. NCBI's taxonomy places the organism in Eukaryota, Ciliophora, Oligohymenophorea, Peniculida, Parameciidae.